This is a messenger RNA of Cladocopium goreaui, 1143 nucleotides long. Lineage: Eukaryota; Dinophyceae; Suessiales; Symbiodiniaceae. The record is from the annotation of a GenBank genome assembly.
GCGCUUUGCUUGGCUUUUGCCACCGCCCAGGGCAAGGUCUACUUCUCGGAAACUUUCGGCAGCGGCUGGGAGAGCCGAUGGACGUCCAGCGAAUGGAAGAAGAGCGAUGGCACCCAAGGUACCUGGAAGCUGUCAGCCGGCAAAUGGUUUAGUGAUGAGACCGAAGAUCAAGGCAUUCAGACCGCAGAGGACUCUCGCUUCUUUGGCCUGUCUGCCGGCUUUGAGUCCUUCAGCAAUGCAGGCAAAGAUUUGAUCAUCCAGUAUCAGGCCAAGUACGAGAAGGACAUCGAGUGUGGAGGCGGCUAUGUGAAGAUUGGGCCAAAGCUGUCGGAGCCAACCACCUUCGGGGAUCCCACACCUUACAACAUCAUGUUUGGUCCUGACAAGUGUGGCUACACCAAGCGAACUCAUUUGAUCUUCAACUACAAGGGUAAGAACGUCCUGAAAAAGUCGGAUUUGGCCUACAAGCAAGAAGGUGAUGGCACCUCGCACGUCUAUCGCCUGAUCCUGAAGCCCGACAACACGGCCCGAGUGGAAGUGGAUGGAGAGAAGAUCUACGAAGGAUCUUUGAAGGAGGACUGGGAGCUGCUUGCACCUAAGGAGAUCAAGGAUCCUGAGGACAAGAAGCCCAGCGACUGGGUGGAUGACUCGAUGAUGGAUGAUCCGGACGAUAAGAAACCAGAGAACUGGGUGGAGGAGAAACGCAUCGUGGACGAAAAGGCUAAGAAACCCGAUGACUGGGAUGAUGAAGAGGAUGGUGAAUGGGAAGCGCCUAUGAUCGACAACCCUGAGUACAAGGGUGAAUGGACUGUGAAGCGAAUCUCCAACCCUGCCUACAAGGGCACGUGGGAGGCCAAGAAGAUUGCGAACCCUGAGUUUGUGGAUGAUGACAACUUGUAUAAAUACGAUGACUUUGGAUUCAUCGGUUUUGACCUGUGGCAGGUGAAGGGCAACACCAUUUUUGACAACGUCAUCAUUACAGACGAUGUCGCGGAGGCCGACAAGUUUCUGCAGAAGUGGAAGACGCUGAGUGACGUUGAGAAGGCCAAGAAGAAGGAAGAGGAUGACGCCAAAGCAGAAGAAGCCAAGAAAGCGGCCGAUUCGAAGGAUGAUGACGAUGACGACGAUGCGGAGGAGGAGUGA